This is a messenger RNA of Mytilus californianus (California mussel), 2818 nucleotides long. Its product is annotated as serine/threonine-protein kinase/endoribonuclease IRE1-like. Gene Ontology annotation, cellular component: IRE1-TRAF2-ASK1 complex. The record is from RefSeq and is a predicted model, not a curated record. The coding region runs from base 90 to 2711 and encodes 873 amino acids. The transcript is spliced from 22 exons. Gene Ontology annotation, molecular function: protein serine/threonine kinase activity; RNA endonuclease activity; ATP binding. Lineage: Eukaryota; Metazoa; Mollusca; Bivalvia; Mytilida; Mytilidae. Gene Ontology annotation, biological process: mRNA processing; protein phosphorylation; intrinsic apoptotic signaling pathway in response to endoplasmic reticulum stress.
CUGAAGAAUGAAAACAUUGAGGGUUUCCCCACUAUGCCACGCUUUGUUUACCCUUAGAAUAUGAGUUAAAGUUUAUGAAAUGAGAAACCAUGUCGAAAAUUAGCACAAUACUUCUCCUAUAUUGUCUACAAAUUACUGUGUUAACGCCUGUUUGCAAGGCCAAUUUUUUAUCCUUACAUGAUUCAUUGUUGUUUGUUUCUACACUUGAUGGUACAUUGCAUGCUGUCAGUAAAACAACAGGAAAAACACAGUGGACAUUACAAGAAGAACCAGUUAUAAAAGUGCCAGUUGAGGUCACAGCAGGGAAACUUAGUUUCUUACCUGACCCAAAAGAUGGAAGUUUGUAUGCAUUAGGAGAUGGCAUGAAUGGGAUAAAGAAAUUACCAUUUACAAUACCACAGCUUGUUUCAGCAUCACCUUGUAAAAGUAACGAAGGAAUAUUGUAUACAGGACACAAAAAGGAUGUAUGGAUAGCUGUAGACCCUGUCACAGGAGAAAAGAUUCGAACACUAUCUAUGGAUGGUACACAGAAAGUCUGUCCAUCUGAUGCUGAAAAUGUCAUGUAUAUUGGAAGAUCAGAGUAUACAAUUACUAUGUUUGAUAGUAAAACUGGACAUAAAAGGUGGAAUGCCACAUUUACAGAUUAUUCUACAAACGUGGCAAACAAGGAUAGUAAAGAUUAUGAUUACAAACACCUAUCAUCCAGUUCAAAUGGAAUGAGUGUUACCUUGGAUUCUAAAACUGGUGAAAUCAAGUGGUUAAAUAACUACAACUCUCCAGUAGUUGCUAUGUAUACAUUAACUCCAGAUGGUCUUCAGAAAAUACCUUUCUAUACAUUUGCUCCUGAGACAUUGGAACAUUUAACAGGGAAACUGACCUCUAGGUUAUGGAAGGAAAAAUUUUUAAAACAUGGAGAUCAGGAAGUAUUUUACCCUACAUUAUAUGUUGGUGAAUAUGAACAUGGAUUUUAUGCCUUAGGAUCUCUAGUGGAUGAGACAACUGUAGCAGUUGCACCAAAAAAUCAAGGACCAUUACUGCUUGAGGGACCAAAGUUACCUCCAAAGAAAGGGUCCAGUCGUGAGGAAACUUCUACAGCCUCAACCAAACGUAGAGAACACUCUUACAUGAUGUUAGGUCAUCAUGAGAUUCCAGAAGAAUCAAGCAACAAAAUGUCACCUGCACUAGCAAUAACUGACAAAUCAAAUAAUGUUAUCUUUCCAAAUAUUGAUCCUGUUCCAGAAUCUGUCAAACCUAAUAUUACAACAACAGCGGACCAUGGGAUAUAUCAGUAUGUUGAUGUCAAGGUUAUUAGUUCAGCUGCAGUCCUGGUUAUCACUGUUCUCAUGGCAUUUUAUCUUUUUACAAGGAGAACAGAACAGUCUAUAAAGAUAUUACUUCAGAAACAAUUAGAAGAACAAAAAUUAAUGAGUCAAGAGCAAAAAUCUGCUCAGACAUCAAUGCGUAAAAGUGGAAGUUCGUCUUCUGAUUUGUACGAUGCUGUACCAGAGGGUCAUGUGCAAGUUGGAAAGGUAAUUUAUAAUCCUAAGGCAGUACUUGGCCAUGGUUGUGAAGGAACAUUCGUUUAUAAGGGAAGAUUUGAGAACAGACCUUGUGCUGUGAAGAGGUUGUUACCAGAAUGUUUUACAUUUGCUGACAGAGAAGUAGAGCUGUUGAGAGAAUCUGACCAACAUCCACAUGUUAUUAGAUAUUUUUGUAUGGAAUCAGAUAGUCAGUUCAGAUACAUUGCCUUAGAGUUAUGUGUAGCUACACUACAGGAUUAUGUUGAAGGAAAAAGUCCUUAUUCCAGAACAUUUGAUUCCCUUCAACUGUUACAUGAAGCUGCAUCAGGAAUAGCUCAUUUACAUUCUCUGGGAAUUGUUCAUCGAGAUAUAAAACCACACAAUGUACUCAUUUCACAGCCUGAUACAGGAGGCAAUGUAAAAGCUCUUAUAUCAGAUUUUGGUUUAUGUAAAAAGUUAACCGCAGGAAGAAUCUCAUUUUCACGAAGGUCAGGGGCAGCAGGAACAGAAGGAUGGAUAGCACCAGAAAUGCUAGAUGAAGAUAAAAGAACAACAUGUGCAGUAGACAUGUUUUCUUUUGGAUGUGUGAUAUAUUAUGUUUUAACAAGAGGAAAGCAUCCAUUUGGUGAUUCACUGAGAAGGCAAUCAAAUAUUUUAGAAGGAGACUACAGUCUACAAAGUCUUCCCAUGACAGAUUUUUAUGUAAGAAAAGAUUUGAUUGAAAGUCUUUUAUGUUUUGAACCAUCAAAAAGAUUAUGUGCAAAAGCCAUUUUGAAACAUCCCUUGUUUUGGAGUAGAGAAAGACAGAUGGCAUUUUUUCAGGAUGUGAGUGAUAGAAUAGAGAAAGAAAAUGUUGAUAGUGAAGUUCUUAUUUGUUUAGAGAAAAAAGGUUUGGAAGUUGUUAAGUUUGACUGGAGAAAGCAUAUCAGUGAGGAAUUGCAGAAUGAUUUAAGAAAAUUUAGAACAUAUAAAGGAGAAAAUAUCAGAGAUUUGUUGAGAGCCAUGAGAAACAAGAAACAUCACUACAGAGAAUUACCUGAGGAUUUAAAGAGAUCACUUGGUGCUAUUCCUGACCAGUUUGUACAAUAUUUCACCUCACGUUUCCCAAAGUUGUUAAUACAUACCUAUAAUGCCUUACGUUGUUGUCAAUAUGAACGUGUCUUUCAAAGGUAUUACUUCAUUGAAUAUUGAAUAAAGAUUCAUUCAAAUUCUUUAAAACACAUUUUGUGAAAAGUCUUAUUACCCUAAUCUUGUUAAAAUAUAAAUUGUUAAAAUAUCAAAUUAAAAAUUAAAAAUCA